Molecule: messenger RNA, 7438 nt
Organism: Astyanax mexicanus (Mexican tetra)
Lineage: Eukaryota; Metazoa; Chordata; Actinopteri; Characiformes; Acestrorhamphidae
Product: interferon-induced very large GTPase 1-like
Exons: 8
Coding region: 52-7380 (2442 amino acids)
Molecular function (GO): GTP binding
Source: RefSeq, a predicted model, not a curated record
UGCAGUAACAGAUGUUUAGAGCUGAGGGGGAGUAGUUCCGCUGUUGUGAAGAUGAUGGAGGAGAUGUUUAGCAAGAAUGGAGGACAAUACCUUAUCUGUGAGGAGUUUGAAGAUGCUCCACUUGUGAAACCACAAAAAGAAAGAACAGAACAAGAGUUUGGACAAGCAGACCUACAUAAACAUACAGAACAUUUGGGGGAGAGGAGGAAAAGCAUAACUCCCCCUCCCAGUAUGUCCGAGCUGAGGGUGGUUCUGCUGGGGAAGAACAGCUCAGAGAUCAGCAGAGUGGGGAACUUCAUCCUGGGCAGAGAUGCAUUUAAUACUGACGCUCCGCCUCCUUCAGUAGAGCAGCACAGUGAGAAAGAUGGAGGAACAGUGGAGGGAAGAUACAUCACCCUCAUCAACUCUCCACACCUGUUCCAUCCUCAGCUGUCUGAAGAGGAGCUGAAUCAGAGAGUGAGAGAGUGCAUGACUCUGUGUUCUCCUGGACCUCAUGUUCUAGUUCUGGUUCUACAGCCAGACGACUUCACUGAGAAAGACCUUGACAGACUGCAUUACAUCUUCCACUCUCUGUCUAAAGAGCCUUAUAAACACACUCUGGUUCUGAAGACAGAAAACAAAGAUAAUGGUACUGUUGAUAGUGAUCAGGAGAUCAUUGUACAGAAGAUCAUUGCAGAAUGCAGUAACAGAUGUUUAGAGCUGAGAGGGAGUAGUUCUGCUGUUGUGAAGAUGAUGGAGGAGAUGUUUAGCAAGAAUGGAGGACAAUACCUUAUCUGUGAGGAGUUUGAAGAUGCUCCACUUGUGAAACCACAAAAAGAAAGAACAGAACAAGAGUUUGGACGAGCAGACCUACAUAAACAUACAGAACAUUUGGGGGAGAGGAGGAAAAGCAUAACUCCCCCUCCCAGUAUGUCCGAGCUGAGGGUGGUUCUGCUGGGGAAGAACAGCUCAGAGAUCAGCAGAGUGGGGAACUUCAUCCUGGGCAGAGAUGCUUUUAAUACUGACGCUCCGCCUCCUUCAGUAGAGCAGCACAGUGAGAACGAUGGAGGAACAGUUGAGGGAAGAUACAUCACCCUCAUCAACACACCUCACCUGUUUGAUCCUCAGCUGUCUGCAGAGGAGCUGAAUCAGAGAGUGAGAGAGUGCAUGCCUCUGUGUUCUCCUGGACCUCAUGUUCUAGUUCUGGUUCUACAGCCAGACGACUUCACUGAGAAAGACCUUGACAGACUGCAUUACAUCUUCCACUCUCUGUCUGAAGAUCCUUAUAAACACACUCUGGUUCUGAAGACAGAAAACAAAGAUAAUGGUACUGUUGAUAGUGAUCAGGAGAUCAUUGUACAGAAGAUCAUUGCAGAAUGCAAUAACAGAUGUUUAGAGCUGAGAGGGAGUAGUUCUGCUGUUGUGAAGAUGAUGGAGGAGAUGUUUAGCAAGAAUGGAGGACAAUACCUUAUCUGUGAGGAGUUUGAAGAUGCUCCACUUGUGAAACCACAAAAAGAAAGAACAGAACAAGAGUUUGGACAAACAGACCUACAUAAACGCUCCCCAAGGUUAAACCUAAUUGUAUGUGGGAAUGACGGAUCAGUGAAGUCCUCUGUAUCAGAUCUAAUUCUGGGUCAGAAAAAGCUCAGUGCAGACUCCAGCUCAGUGUGUGUGAGGAGGGAAGCAGAAGUAUGUGGACGUCUGAUCACCCUGGUGGAGCUUCCAGCUCUCUACAGCUCUCAGCUCUCAGAGGAGGAAGUGAUGCAGGAGACUCUCCGCUGUGUCUCUCUCUGUGAUCCUGGAGUUCAUGCUUUUCUGCUAGUCCUUCCUGAGGGAUGUCUCACUGAUGAAGAUAAAGGAGAACUGGAGAAGAUCCAGCACAUCUUUGGCUCUAGAUUAAAUCAUCACACCAUAACCCUUAUCACUACAGAGACUCAGCAGAAGGGGGUGGACUUAGAUAAAGUGAUGCAGACUUUUGCUGAAACCUGUAGAGGAGGAUAUUAUACUUUUGGCUCUGUUCCAGAUGUGUCCGGGUUAAUAGACAAAGUUCAGCAGCUGCUGUUGGAGAAGAAUGGAGAUCUUUACACACCACUCACGUUCCUGGAUGGACAAGUUGAAACCCAGCUUAGAAUAUACAAUAAUCAGGUGUCAGAGAUGAAGAAAACCAUUCAGAAACUACAGAGAAAAGAUGGUCUCAGGAUUGUGCUGCUGGGGAGGACAGGAUCCGGGAAGAGUGCUACAGGAAACACCAUCCUAGGAAAAAAAAAUACAUUCAAACACCAUCCAUCCUCUUCAUCAGUGACCACUGAAUGUCAGAGAGAAACAGCUGAGGUCAAUGGAAGACAGAUUACUGUGAUUGACACUCCAGGACUGUUUGAUACUGGAGUUGGAAAUGUGGAGAUCCAGAAGGAAAUCACUAAAUGCAUCUUCAUGGCGGCUCCAGGUCCACAUGUGUUUCUGCUGGUUCUGAGGGUUGGACAGAGAUUCUCAGAGGAGGAAAAAGGAGCUGUAAAGAUUAUUCAGAACAUUUUUGGAGAAGAGUCAGUGACCUACACCAUGCUGCUGUUCACUGGAGAAGAUCUUCUUGAAGACAUGAGCAUUGAAGAGUACUUUGGAGAUCCUGGAUCUGAUAUUAGAAAUCUGAUUGAACAGUGUGGGAACAGAUUCCACAUCUUCAACAACAAACAGAUCACAAAGCAAACCCAGGUCACUGAUCUACUGGAGAAGAUCGACUCAAUGCUGGCAGUGAAUGGAGGGAGCUGCUACACUAAUGAGAUGUUCCAGCAGGGAGAAACAUGCACUCAAAAUCCAGAAGAAAAGUCAAAACUUGACAGGUUGAUGAGCAGACUUAACCUUAAUGAUCAUAAUCCCCUAAAAGUUGCUGAGUUUCUUGAAAUAACUAAAUCUUCACAAAACUAUCCUGGUUCUGAGAUCAAUUUGACACAAUCCUUUCUGAAACAACUACUCAUGAUGGAUUAUAGAGCAAGAUACUGCAUUAGAAAUGAUACAAAUGAGAUAGAAAAAAGUGACUUUUUAGUAGAAAAUGAGAGAGAGAUCCACCCCAUGGAUGUUCAGAUGGCAGUGUUCCACUGCUCAGAUAGUUUCUUAAAGCAGCUGAUGGUGACAAAGCUUUCACAGUGUCAGUACGCUCUGCCUCUACUGGUGCCAAAUCCCUUCACAGGAGAGAUUGAGUUUCCACUGUGGACAUUCCGACAGAUCAGGAAGAGCUGGAAAACAAAAAAUGCAAAAAGUGAAGAAAGGAUGAUCGCCAUGACAGACACUUCAAUGGUGGCGUUCUUCAGGUUUGGCUCUGUAUCCACAUCCAAGUCUCAGCUGAUGAACAGGCUGAUCAAUGAGAAGCACGACACGUUCUUCCACAGGGACUGUCCAGGCAGCAGCAGAGAGCGUCUACUGAUGGACGGAGUGGUGGAGAUCGCCUGGUACUUCCCAUCUGGAAAAAGCACUGAUAAUUUCUCAGACUGUGUAGCGUUCUGUAAUCUACAUGGAGAUGCUGGCGCUAAUGAGAAUCAGUAUGAGGUUGUGACAAGGAUGUCUUCUGUAAAUGUGGUUCUUCUGACCGAUUUUGGUCAGAAAAACAUGUAUAAGGGUUUAGUAAGAAGGCUCUUCAAAUCCCACUGUCCUCUAAUUUGUCUCCUGACAGAUGAUGACAGUGUUAGAGGUGAGAUGGGGGAAGGAAGGUAUACCAUUGGGCUGAAGGACCGGAACCAAUAUGAUGUAUGUCAAGAACUGAAGAAGACCAUCAAAGCAUGUCUGACAAAGCAAUCCAACACCUUUAAACUAGAGAAUGUGUUCAAACAAUCAGGGUUAAAGACAGAUGAAGAUGAUGGAAUGAUAAAGACAGGGAAGGAAACAGCUCGACAUAUUGUGUCACUGCUGGAGCAUGGAGAUAUGUCUAAAGUAAAAGAAAAUUACCUGCCGUUCCAAGGUAAACUGUGGCAUGACUGGUGCCAGAAAAACAAAGAACUACAUCGUCCGAGUGGAAACAACAUCGAUGAGUACUGUACAAUAAAAAGACAGGAAAUGAAAGAAGUCCGUGACCUACAGAAGCAACAGGGUCCAAGUGAACUUAUGAAGUUAUUUUUGAAAGGAUUAAACCCCCAAGUUCUAGAGCAGAAUCUGUAUCUGGUGAAAUGGGUUGAGAUCCUUCUGAACAAGUUAACCACAGAUGGUCUCCACUCUUUGCAUCAACAGUAUGAUGAAAUGUGGUCGAAAGUUUUAGAAUUAAAGAAGACACAUAAUACAUCAGAACAACAAAGAACUGCAAGUAAACUUAUAGACAUAUCUAAUCAACUGAAUGCUGCAUCUUUUGGCUUAGAACACAUUCUGAGGGAGAUGGGUCAGAUAUUUGAAGCCUCACAGCCUGUUAAAACAGAGACAACUGAGAAAACAGAAGUAUUAAGCAUUUCUUCCUUUCCUGCUGUAGCUGCAGAGCUCAUGAUAUCAGGAUACCCACUGGAGCUGAUGGACGGUGAUGCUGCUCAUGUUCCUCUGAUCUGGGUUUCAGCAGUUCUGGAUGAGGUCAUCAGAAAACUGGGAGACCAGAGAGUCUUUGUGUUGUCUGUUCUGGGAAUUCAGAGCUCGGGGAAAUCCACCAUGCUCAACGCCAUGUUCGGACUCCAGUUUGCAGUCAGUGCUGGAAGAUGCACCAGAGGAGCCUUCAUGCAGCUGGUGAAAGUGUCUGAGGAGAAGAAGGGAGAACUGCAGUUUGACUACUUUCUGGUUGUUGAUACUGAAGGAUUGCGAGCUCUGGAGCUUACUGGAUUGUCAACAAGACAUCAUGAUAAUGAACUGGCAACAUUUGUUGUGGGGCUUGGAAACUUGACUUUGAUCAACAUCUUUGGAGAGAACCCAUCAGAGAUGCAGGACAUCCUUCAGAUUGUUGUUCAGGCUUUUCUAAGGAUGAAGCAGGUCAGACUGAAUCCCAGCUGUAUGUUCGUACAUCAGAAUGUUCCGGAUGUUACAGCUGAACAAAAAAACAUGGAGGGAAGAAGACGAUUACAAGAAAAACUGGAUGAAAUGACCAAGCUAGCAGCUCAGGAAGAAUCUUGUGAUGCAGAAUGUUUCAGUGAUGUCAUUGCAUUUGAUGUAAAGAAGGACGUGCGGUACUUCGUACAGCUCUGGGAGGGCACCCCGCCCAUGGCUCCUCAAAAUACAGCAUACAGUGACAAUGUUGAGGAGCUUAAGAAGACCAUAUUGUACCGUGCCUCACAAUGCGACACCUUAGCCCUGACACAUUUUAAAAGCCGUAUUGAAGACCUCUGGGAUGCGCUUCUCCAUGAAAACUUUGUUUUCAGCUUCAGAAACACACUAGAGAUCACAGUAUACAGGAAACUGGAAGAGAAAUAUGGAAUAUGGACAUGGAGUCUUAGAAGUGCCAUACUGAAGAUUCAAGACAAACUGUACACUAGCAUCAAAAACAAUCAUCUACACAAGAUUAAGGAGAGUGAUCUGGUGGAAGAAUUGAAAGACACAUACACUGCAGUGAAAGAGUCAAUAAAAAGUUACUUUGAAAAACAUCAAGAAGGAAGAGACCUGCUGCAGCAAUGGAAAGGAACAUUUGAAAAAAAGAUUGAUAACCUGCAUGAUGAACUUGUGAAACAAACAAAAAGGGAGCUGGAUGAAAUAAUUUGCCAAAAGGAAACAUAUAAGAAGGUGGAAGAACAAAAAACACAGUAUGAGGAAAAACUUUUUGAGAAGAGCAAAGAAUUUGCUCUGUCUCUCAAAAGUGGCAGCGAGGAUGAGAGUGAGAUGAUGCAGUUUGGUUCAGUUUGGGAAAAAUGGGUGUCUGAGCUGACUGCAAACGUUCAACCAAUGAAAGAAAUUGACAUAGAACAAGAUAUUGUCAAAAUUCUGUCUGAAACCUUAGAACUGCCACUUGUGUACAGCAAAAGACAGAAUAAAGAAUAUGAAGAAAUAGACAAGCUAGGCGAUUUUACCAAGUAUGUAAAAUUUAAGAAGAUCCAUAAACUCUUAAGAACUUUACUGCCUGAAGACCAAGACUCAAUACGAAAUCUGAUACUAACUGUCAUCAAGCAAGCUAAAGAUCUGGUUAAGUCCAAACCAGUUGCAAAGAACGGCUACAAUUCAGGUCACAUUCAAGAGAUUGCUAUGCUUGUCAAAAAAGCUGUGACAGAACGCAAGUCACCCAAAUACAAGUUCACCAAAGAGUUUUUGGUGGAUCUCUCAAUGCAUGUGUGUGAAAAUGCAAAAAAGACAUUUGAGGAGCUUCAGAAUCAGUUUAGAAAUGCUAAUGAUCCCAUGGUUUACCUCAUGGAUAUGAAACCAGGGUUCUACAGUGUGUUUCAGAAAUUCUGCGAAGGUUCAACAUCAGUGGCAGCAUUCGGUGCACUACUUUGCAGUAAACUUGGAGAAUCCAUUGACCAAAGUGUCUACAGCUGGGCAGCCAAUGAGCUGGCAGGACAAAUGAUGUCUGACGUCCCGGCAUUUAAUGGAAACAGGUUAAACCUGGAGAAACACAUUCUUAAAUCCCUGGCAGAAGAGGAAGAUUUUGAAAAGCUUAAAAACUACCUAAUUUCUCCCCGGGACCACUUUGAGAACUUCAUUAAAGAUGUUGUCAAAAAUUACAUGAAAAAAGAAAAUCCCAAAAUUAAUACAGAUGUAAUUGAGGAGACUAUUGACCGAAAAAUGGACAUUGUGAUCAGUGCAGCAGAAACUGCAACAAAAGAAGUGAGAAAAGCAAAGGGAGAUGCUAAAAUGUGGUUGAAGAAGUUUUCAGACAGUCUGAAAAAUGAGCUUGAACUGACCACAGAACCCAGUGACAAAAACUGUCAGGACAUCAGGGACUUUCAGCUGCUCACAGAUGUUGUAAAAAAGGAAAUUCAGCUUAUCACUGAAGAGCUGAAAAAGAAUUUAAACAGUGUUUCUGCUCUAAAAAUGGAGAAGUUCAGGAAGAGACCUGAUGAGAUUCUGAUUGAACAUUUCUGUCAGUGUUGCUGGGCCCAGUGUCCGUUCUGUAAAGCCAUCUGCACCAACACAGUGGAGGGUCAUCCUGGAGAUCACAGUGUCCCAUUCCAUCGUAGCUGUGGGAUAAAUGGGUGGUUUUACAGAGGAACAGAAAAUCUCAGUCUCGGUAUUUGCACACUGAGAGUAACAGGUGAUAAAAAGUUUUGGACUGAUGAUAAGGAAUAUCUUUGGAGAGAAUACAGAAAAGCAGGAGGAGAGUAUGCAAAGUGGAGCAUCACCCCUGAUCUGUCUGAGCUGCCAUACUGGAAAUGGGUCAUGUGCAAAUUCCAAAAGAAUCUUGAAAGCUAUUACAAAAAAACUUUCCAGGGAAAAGGUCAGAUUCCACAUGAAUGGAGAACAUACACAAAGGAAAAAGCCUUUGAGAGUUUGGAUAAAUAUUUUUCAAUAAUCACAUAAGAAAGAUGUGUAACAUACAACAACAAGACUCAUCCUAGAAAUCACAAAACUCACAAGA